Fusarium coffeatum is the source of this 627-nucleotide messenger RNA. RefSeq lists its product as uncharacterized. Gene Ontology annotation, biological process: dolichol-linked oligosaccharide biosynthetic process. The transcript is spliced from 3 exons. The record is from RefSeq and is a predicted model, not a curated record. Gene Ontology annotation, cellular component: extrinsic component of endoplasmic reticulum membrane; UDP-N-acetylglucosamine transferase complex. Bases 1 to 627 code for a protein of 208 amino acids. Lineage: Eukaryota; Fungi; Ascomycota; Sordariomycetes; Hypocreales; Nectriaceae. Gene Ontology annotation, molecular function: hexosyltransferase activity.
AUGGUCGCUUCCAGCUUACGACGCGUUUGUCUGGUCACAGUUGGUGCUACAGCUGGGUUCAGAGCACUUAUCGACUCAGUGCUUUCACCCGAGUUCUGGCAGUAUAUCGCUUCCCAAGGGUUCACUGAGCUGCAUGUCCAGUGCGGACCAGAUGCCGUUUCGGCAAGUAAACAACUCGCUCUCUCUAAAGAUCAAGUUCCAUCGGGCCUCAUCAUCGAUGUUUUUGACGUGAAGAAAAAUCUCAUGAAAGAGGAGAUGAUUCUGUGCAAGAGGUUGGAAGGGAAACGAGAGUUAGGACUUGUGAUAUCUCAUGCUGGUACUGGCACAAUAUUGGAUGCUUGGAAAAUGGGAUUGCCCAUAAUUGUAGUACCAAACACGCAACUACUGGAUGAUCACCAAACAGAGAUGGCAAAGCAUCUCUCCAAGGAGGGGUACGCUAUCAUGAGCUCUGGGAGCACCGAAGACCUUCAAGGAGCCAUACAUAAGGUGGAGCUCCUAUGGGAAGAGAACAAAACUCGAUGGCCCGCCAACAAAAUCCUCUCGCAAGAGUCUGACAAACUCCGCCUGUGGGAUCUUGCCCCUGUAGAGGUGUCUAGAGAAGAGAAUGCCACGAUGGUUCACGAUUAG